CGGGGAGCCACGGGGCCCUCAGGUCUGACGCACGCACGGCGUCAGGGCGCGGGCUCUCUGGGCGCCUGCGCGCUCUGCCCUCGGAUUGGCCGCGCGUGCAGUGACGUCAAGUCUUUCCCCAAGGCCCACGUGCCGCCAGAGGCUCUGGAGGAGCCACAGGUGCUAGGGACCCACCACAAGGUGACCCCGGGCAAGCUCUCAGCACUUCAGCCCAGGCCAACUGCAGCGUGUGCGCCUCUGACUAGGGCCUAUUUAGAAAGGGUGACAAGAACCUUGGCUUCAUGUGGCUACCCUGCUCCCUACCCCUCCAGGCUCAGUGUUGUGACCCCGUGCCAUCUUUCUCCUCUCACUUCUGGGCUCAGGAGUCAGUUGGAAAUUGCACAUCAGUGUGCUCUGGCCUUGCAGCGCCUGUUCUCAUCUGCGGCCUCUUGCUCAAGGAACACUAGGAGACAGCAAGUGGUGGUGUACGCCAAAGUAAAGAGAAAAAUGUCUUCAGACAACCAGUGGUCAGCAGAUGAGGAUGAAGGCCAGUUAUCCCGACUGAUCAGGAAAUCUAGAGACUCCCCCUUUGUCCCUGUAGGUAUAGCAGGUUUUGUGACUGUGGUGUCCUAUGGUCUUUACAAGUUGAAGUACAGAAGAGACCAGAAAAUGUCCAUUCAUUUUAUUCACCUGAGAGUUGCUGCCCAAGGAUUUGUUGUAGGAGCUGUGACUCUGGGUGUUCUCUAUUCUAUGUAUAAGGAUUACAUUCGACCUCGAUUCUUCAAUGUCUCCAAAAAAUAAAUCUACAUACUGGAAGCAAGAAAGACAGAGACAUCUGAAAACUAUUUUACGAAGAAUGAAUUUUCAAUAUGUAGCAAAUUUGACUGCAGAAGUAUCACAGAAUUCUCAGAGCCUUUUUAUAUUAAGUCUCAGUGUUUUAAGAAGUUGAUUUCCAAAUCAACAAUCAUAAAUACUUAGAAAUUCCUUGGAUGUCUUUUAGAACAUAGGACAUGAUUUUCUGAAUUAAAUUUUUUUUAUUUUCUAGUUAGUGUCAGAAAAUAAUCUAUAUCAUGCCAAACUAAUCUGAAAAUUAGUAGUUAUAUAGUGGUUACAGAAAACUUUUCUACAUCCAUGUUAAAUGUGACACUCUAUUCAUCACUUAAUUCUCCCUUACUAGGGCAAAGUAAUUAAGGUUUCAUAAACUCUUUUGUAGAAUGGGUAAUAAUUACAUCAGAGAAUGGCUAUAUUGCAAUAUAAAGUUGGGUCACCACUGUUCACCUCAUUCUUAUAUAGAAUCUUGAGUAUUUUACCACAAACACAAUGUGUAACAUUUAUAUAUUUGUGUACUCAUUUUAUACUUGUGUACUCAUUUU
Molecule: messenger RNA, 1352 nt
Organism: Microcebus murinus (gray mouse lemur)
Lineage: Eukaryota; Metazoa; Chordata; Mammalia; Primates; Cheirogaleidae
Source: RefSeq, a predicted model, not a curated record